GGGCCUGACAGGUGAUCCUGCCGAGCGCAAGACGAGCACAGGAGAGGUGAGAAGAAGAGAAGAAAGUUUUCUGUGGAGGAGGGGAGAGAGAGAGAAGUCGUAGGAUGUCUGUUAUUGGCGCGCUACCUUUCAUCAAACCAAUGCUGCCUGGACCGUCCGUCUCUCCGGGCAUCCAGAGGAGACACACUCUGCCCGCGAGCGAAUUCAGACCCCUGAACACGCAGGACGCCAUCAGCGUGUUUGAGAUCGAGCGAGAAGCGUUUAUCUCAGUGUCAGGUGAGUGUCCCCUCCACCUGGAUGAGGUGCGUCAUUUCCUCACACUGUGUCCAGAACUUUCUAUGGGAUGGAUUGAGGAGGGCCGGCUGGUGGCUUUUAUCAUCGGCUCUCUGUGGGACCAGGACAGACUCUCCACAGAUGCACUAACUCUCCACAAGCCGCGCGGCUCCACCGCCCACAUCCACGUGCUCGCCGUGCACCGCACCUUCCGGCAGCAGGGCAAAGGUCCCAUCCUGAUGUGGCGCUACCUGCAGUACCUGCGCUGCUUCCCAAACGUGCGCCGCGCCCUGCUCAUGUGCGAAGAGUUCCUGAUCCCCUUCUACCGUAAAUCCGGCUUUAAGGUGCUGGGCCGCUGCGCCAUCACCGUGGGUCCCCUGACCUUCACGGAGAUGUUGUAUCCGAUCAGCGGGCACGCGUACAUGCGCAGGAACAGCGAGGCCAUCCGCUUCCCGCAGCAUCCUCUGACUCUGCCGCUGACAAAGACUGAUGAGCAGGCGGAUGUAUGACCAGGUGCAGUUUGUCACUCAGGUGUCACUCCUUUCUAGGAGAUUAUUGUUCAUUAAAGUCUGCUUUCUGUUUGUUGAACUAAAGCUAAAUGUGACGUCAGCCCCCCUCCUUCAUGUCAAAUAAAAACACAGGUUUCAUUAAACCAUCAUGCGACUCUUACAUUCAAUUAUACAUCAGUUAGUUCCGACCAAGCAAUCUGAUUGGACAAGAGGCAUUCCAUGAGUGACGAUAUAGAAGAACAACAUCGCCGGAAUUUUUCACAUCAUGUGUCCCUCCGCCUCAGCAUGCAGGAGCUCUGAACACCUUAAUGAACAUUUA
Labrus bergylta (ballan wrasse) is the source of this 1101-nucleotide messenger RNA. The record is from RefSeq and is a predicted model, not a curated record. NCBI's taxonomy places the organism in Eukaryota, Metazoa, Chordata, Actinopteri, Labriformes, Labridae.